GAAAAGAAAAGAUAACCCCAUCUCUUCAAAUCAAAUAAAAACACAUAAUGGAGGGAAAAUUAAAAUCUUCUUAGCUAAAAGUUUAUAUUACUUGUUUAUUAUCUUUCUGUUUUAGAGAAGUUAAUUGAUAUUAUAGCCAAAGGCAAUGAUAGAUGAUGAGCAUAAAUUUGGUUGAGAGGAGAGGAGUGGAGUAGGAGUCAGUGCUUCCAGUGAUUUCCUGCCACAAACAAGACCCUACCCUCUUUUUUUAGGUGACCCCACAAGCCUAGUUUUAGCCAACAUUUUUGAAACAGAUUUUCAAGGACAAGAUCUUGUACCAGGGAUUAUAAGCUUAGAAUCUGAUGAUAUUUCCUGUACACACACACUGGAUGAUAAAGCCAUAAAGCUACAGCAAGCAACGGAAUAAUCAGGUCUCGUUUCAUAUCAUGAGAAACAAGUGAAAGAAAGAGUGACAUGUACUAGUGUAGAGAGGAGAACUAGUCCUCAUCUUUUGUUCGUAAAACAACCUAACUCUUCUUAUUGAGAAGAAAAAGUUUUAUCAUCUUCUUUGUUUUCUGUUUGUUUCUCUAGGUAGCUAGCUUUUUAUUGUCUCUUCGUAAUUCGUAUAUCCGAGAAAAAACAACUUAGGUGGAGGAUAUUCAUAUUUUAAAUUAGAGAAAAGGGUGUCGAAAGUUAAGAUCAAAUCCAUUAAAGUGAGGAAAUGAUUUGAUUAAGAGGAUAUUUGCAUGGAGGGUACUCAUCAUCAGCAUCAGCAUCACCAUAGAAUUGGAGAAACUACUGGGUUAUCAGCUGCUGAUUCAGGCCCUUCAUCAAAUCAUCACCAUCACCAUCAUCAAUAUCCGUCGUCAUCUGUCUUUCAUGGGAUCAACUCUCCUACUACAACCUUCUUCAAUCAACAAGGUGUUUCCUUUGAUUUUGGGGAGUUGGAAGAAGCAAUCGUUUUCCAAGGUAUUGAUCAACAGAUUCGAAAUGAUGCACCUAAGAAACCUUUUCACACUUCAUCAAGACCAGCAACUGCUACACUGGAUAUGUUUCCUUCAUGGCCAAUGAGAAUCCAACAAACUCCUCCUAAAGGAAGUUCAAAAUCAGGAGAAGAGAGUACUGAUUCAGGAUCUGCUCAGAAUACUAUUUCUUGCAAAGCUGAUUCUUAUAAUCAUCAUCAUCAUCAUCAAUUUGGACCAGGUUCUCCUAUCAGUACUAGUGUUAAAGUAUUUGAUCAAAGCCAGCAAACACAAGAUUAUCAAAAGCAGCAACAACAACAACUACUGAAGAUGGCAAGUGAUGUGCCAAGAAAUGGUGCUGCUGGGCCACAACAAAAUCUACCAAAAACAUCAGAAAAGUUUCUAAAAUUUGAACUCAAUAUUUGUCCAAAAAUGCCACAGAGAAAAGGACCAGCUAUUUCUAAUUCAGAUAAACUUGAUGCAAAGACACUUAGAAGAUUAGCUCAGAAUAGAGAAGCAGCAAGGAAGAGCAGACUUAGAAAAAAGGCUUAUGUACAACAACUAGAAACUAGUAGGAUCAAGCUUACGCAAAUAGAACAAGAUCUUCAAAGAGCAAGAUCUCAGGGUUUGUUCUUAUCAGCUGGAGUUGGUGGAAACGGAAAUCUCAGCUCUGGUGCUGCUAUGUUCGAUAUGGAAUACACUAGAUGGUUAGACGAAGAUCAUAGGCAUCUUACUGAGCUUCGAUCAGCAUUACAUUCACAGUUACAAGAUGGCGAUUUAAGGAUGAUACUUGAUGGAUAUUUAGCACAUUAUGAUGAGAUCUUUCAUCUCAAAAUUGACGCUGCUAAAUGUGACGCUUUCCACCUUAUUAAUGGAAUGUGGACUACUCCUGCUGAACGUUGCUUCCUCUGGAUGGGCGGCUUUCGUCCUUCUGAUAUCCUCAAGAUAGUACUGCCCCAAGUAGACCCUUUAACGGAGCAACAGUUGAUGGGAAUUUGUGGACUUCAACAAUCUUCGCAGCAAGCUGAGGAAGCUCUCUCUCAAGGUCUAGAACAGCUUCACCAAUCAUUGGCCGAGACCAUUGCGGGUAAUUCUCUCAAUGAAUCUGCAAAUGUCGGGAAUUAUAUGGGGCAAAUGGCUGUUGCAUUGGGCAAACUCUCAAAUCUUGAAGGCUUUGUUCGACAAGCUGAUAAUCUAAGGCAACAAACACUUCAUCAAUUGCGAAGAAUUUUGACGGUUCGACAAGCAGUUAGAUGUUUCUUGGCUAUCGGGGAAUAUUACAAUCGACUACGAGCCUUAAGCUCACUCUGGGCUUCUCGCCCGCGAGAUCACCUGAACAACUUGAUUAGUGAUGAUAACUCAUGCCAAACAACAACUGAACUACAAAUGGUUCAAACACCACAUGGUUCACACAACCCUUUUUCAGCAUUCUGAUACUGGUUCCAUAUUUAAGAGAAGAUUUCUCCAUUACUUCCAUUGUAUCAUCACUAUUUACUUAGAGAAAGAUUCACCUAUGUAAAAUGUAUAAAAUCAAUUUCUCAUGCCUUAAGAAUGAAGUAGACAUCUAUGGCAUCCAGGUAGAGGAAAACCGAAAAUGUAGUUAGCACAAAUUUUACUGGGCUCCCAGCUUUAUUAUUUUGUCUCCUCAUCAAUAUGAUAAUGAAAUUUAGUUGGUUAUUAGUUUGGCGCAGAAAAUUAUAAAUGAAGAAGAACUUAGAUUGUUUCA
Molecule: messenger RNA, 2667 nt
Organism: Papaver somniferum (opium poppy)
Lineage: Eukaryota; Viridiplantae; Streptophyta; Magnoliopsida; Ranunculales; Papaveraceae
Product: transcription factor TGA2.3-like
Exons: 13
Coding region: 726-2375 (549 amino acids)
Biological process (GO): DNA-templated transcription; regulation of DNA-templated transcription
Molecular function (GO): DNA-binding transcription factor activity; sequence-specific DNA binding
Source: RefSeq, a predicted model, not a curated record